UUUGUUCUAGCAAAUUCCAGUCUGUCCUGUGUUUCAAACCUACUUGCUUCUGUAAAUGUCAGAUUUACUAUGAUGCAUAACUUAAUCCUUAGCGUCUGGGGACAAUGUUAUGCAUACCGGAAUCUAAGGUUGAAGUAUUGUAUUUUGCAAAGAGUGCUGAAAUAACAGGAGUUCGUUCAGAGACCAUUUCUGUGCCGCAAGAAAUAAAAGCAUUGCAGCUGUGGAAGGAGAUAGAAACUCGACAUCCUGGAUUGGCUGAUGUUAGAAAUCAGAUAAUACUUGCUGUUCGUCAAGAAUAUGUCGAGCUUGGAGAUCAGCUCCUCCUGCUUCAACCUGGAGACGAAAUUGCCGUUAUCCCCCCCAUUAGCGGAGGAUAGUGCUUUUGAGCCAUCUAGGAAAGAUAUGGAUGAAGUUGAAGAGAAAUCUAAAGAUGUUAUAAACUUUACUGCCGAGAAACUUUCAGUAGAUGAAGUCUCACAGUUGGUGAUGUCUCCGCUCUGUGGUGCAAUAUCCCUAUUUGUAGGGACUACAAGAAAUAACUUUGAAGGGAAAAAAGUCAUUAGCUUAGAAUAUGAAGCGUAUCUACCCAUGGCGGAAAAUGAAGUCAGAAAGAUUUGUAGUGACAUUAGGCAGAAAUGGCCGGUCAAACACAUAGCAGUGUUCCAUAGACUUGGCUUGGUUCCAGUGUCAGAAGCAAGCAUAAUCAUUGCUGUGUCCUCAGCCCACAGAGCUGCAUCUCUUGAAGCUGUGAGCUAUGCCAUUGAUACUUUAAAAGCCAAGGUGCCCAUAUGGAAAAAGGAAAUAUACGAAGAGUCAUCAUCUUGGAAAGGAAACAAAGAGUGCUUUUGGGCCUCCAGCAAUUAAUCUCUUAUGUUUUUAGAGCAUGCAAUCUUAACUUUGUUAAACUAUUAUUAUUGAUCACAUUUUGAUUUUUUUCUCUCCACAUCAGGGUAGUUUACUGAAGCACAAUCUCUUAUGUUAUACUAGCGGGACAAAAGGGAGAAAAAGGAAGCAAGAUGUAGGAUGUAGGAUGAAGGGUUAUUUAAAAUGGAACUAAAGAUAGAAGGAGGACUGUAGGAAGAAAUGGAAUAAUUUAAAUGUGAGGAAAGGUAUCUGUGGUAGACAUGUACUUCCAUGGCUAAUUUCUAAUUGUAACUCAACACACAUUGAGGUACUGGCCCUCCUCAGUGACUUUAACUAGCUCAGAAACAUACUCCCCCACCAACCCCACCUCACCCCCACUCCUGUCCCGGUUCAGGGAGAGCAUUGUUAUUAAGGAUGCAUGACAGGAAUGUUGGCAGAACUGGAAAGUAUUAAAUCAUUAUCAGUCUUGAUAUUAUAUAUUUUCAGAAAUAUAUUAAAAAUAAUAAACUAAAACCCAUGAUUUCAAAAGUUUAAAAA
Symphalangus syndactylus (siamang) is the source of this 1401-nucleotide messenger RNA. RefSeq names its product molybdenum cofactor synthesis 2 (gene MOCS2). Gene Ontology annotation, molecular function: molybdopterin synthase activity. Lineage: Eukaryota; Metazoa; Chordata; Mammalia; Primates; Hylobatidae. Gene Ontology annotation, cellular component: cytosol; molybdopterin synthase complex. Gene Ontology annotation, biological process: Mo-molybdopterin cofactor biosynthetic process. The record is from RefSeq and is a predicted model, not a curated record.